Macadamia integrifolia is the source of this 540-nucleotide messenger RNA. RefSeq names its product histone H1B-like. The transcript is spliced from 2 exons. Gene Ontology annotation, cellular component: nucleus; nucleosome. Gene Ontology annotation, molecular function: structural constituent of chromatin; nucleosomal DNA binding; double-stranded DNA binding. Lineage: Eukaryota; Viridiplantae; Streptophyta; Magnoliopsida; Proteales; Proteaceae. Bases 1 to 540 code for a protein of 179 amino acids. Gene Ontology annotation, biological process: chromosome condensation; negative regulation of DNA recombination; nucleosome assembly. The record is from RefSeq and is a predicted model, not a curated record.
AUGGCAGACAGCGCAGUAGCAUCCGACGCACCCGCACCGGCGACCCCGGCGAAGAAGCCGAAAGCGUCCGCAGGCGCCGCCAAGAAGCCAAAGGCGAAGCCCACCCACCCGAAGACAUCCGAGAUGGUGAACAACGCCAUCAAGGAGCUGAAGGAGAGGAGCGGUUCCUCGCUUCAGGCCAUCAAGAAGUACAUCGCCGCCCACUACAAGGUCGACGCUGAGAAGCUAGCGCCCUUCAUCAGAAAGUACCUGAAGAGCGCCGUCGAGUCCGGCGCGCUCAUCCAGACCAAGGGCAAGGGUGCCUCCGGUUCGUUCAAACUCGAAUCGAAAUCGGCCGCCAAGAAACCCGCCGCCGCCGCAUCGGCCGCCGGCAAGGCCAAGAAGGCCGCCGCGCCCGCCAAGGCGAAGAAAGCCAAGGCCGCCGCCGCCUCGCCGAAGAAGAAGGCCGCCGCCGCUUCGCCGACCAAGUCGAAGUCCGCCGCCGCCGCCAAGAAGAAGCCCGCAGCCGCCGCUAUCGCAGCGAUCAGCGGCAGCGUUUAG